Molecule: messenger RNA, 2042 nt
Organism: Mollisia scopiformis
Lineage: Eukaryota; Fungi; Ascomycota; Leotiomycetes; Helotiales; Mollisiaceae
Product: nucleolar complex-associated protein 3
Exons: 1
Coding region: 15-2042 (675 amino acids)
Biological process (GO): DNA replication initiation
Cellular component (GO): nucleolus
Molecular function (GO): chromatin binding
Source: RefSeq, a predicted model, not a curated record
AACCGCAACAAAUUAUGGCCAGAAUACCAGCAGUCAAGCGGCGAAAGCUGACACCUCCUAGGACUGAUGGAGAGGACUCAUCACCUUCGACCCUCGAACACGAACCCGAGCAGAGCACAUUCUUUCAACAAGCCUCGAGUUGGAAUUUGGAGCAGGACUACGAAUCGAGACCUCGAAAAGGAAGAAAGAAGGAGAAGGAGAGUACCCGACUGCCAAUCAAAACUUUUGAAGGGCUGGUUCAGCAAGCAACACCGGUUGAGGAUGUAGACAGUGAUCUCGAAUGGCUUGGUGCAGAGGAAUCCGAGGAAGAGGUCCAGGAAGAAGUCGUGAAGAAGCCCAAGGUCCCUGUGAAGCAGCAGAUCCUAGAGGCACAAGAGGAAAUGGCACGAAUUGCUCUGAUGGUUACACAAGAAGAUCCAGAAGAGCAUGUGGGCGCCUUCAAAGUCCUGUCACAGUUUGGACAAUCACACAAUAUCACAAUCAAGAAACUGGCAUUGCGAGUUCAAUUGGCAGUAUAUAAAGAUGUUAUUCCAGGCUACCGAAUACGACCCCUUUCGGAAGAAGAUAUGGAGACCAAAGUGUCGAAGGAUGUUCGAAAAUUACGAGCAUAUGAGCAGGCCUUGGUUGGAGGGUAUCAGGGAUAUGUUCGAGCAUUAGCAAAGUUGGCACAAACUUCUGGCGGAUCUAGAGAUGGUGGUGCUAGUUUGGCCAGUAUUGCCAUCUCCUGCGCAUGUGCACUCCUGGUGGAAGUCCCUCAUUUCAACUUCCGUGUUGACCUCCUGAAAAUUCUUGUUGGGAAGCUCAGUGGUCGGAGGGUUGAUGAUGACUUUGUCAAGUGUCGAGAGACGAUCGAGACAUUGUUCCAAGUCGAUGAGGAUGGCACACCCUCUUUGGAUGCUGUGUCGCUCCUAACAAAGAUGAUGAAGGGAAGAGGAUACCGAGUCGAUGAGAGUGUGCUAAACACAUUUUUACACCUGCGACUAUUGUCCGAAUUUUCUUGGAAAGCCUCCACGAAUUACAUCGAGAAGCCGAAAUAUGAUGACGAUUCUGGUGGUAAAAAGAUCAAGGAGAAGAGAGUGUUCAGAACCAAGAAGGAAAGGAAGCUUAUGAAGGAGAGAAAAGUCGUGGAGAAAGAGAUGAAGCAAGCCGAUGCUACAGUCAGCCAUGAAGAUCGAGAUCGAAUGCAGUCCGAAACUCUGAAAAUGGUAUUCGUCACAUACUUCCGCAUCCUCAAAAUGCGCUCACCGAAUUUGAUGGGUGCUGUCUUGGAAGGUCUGGCUAGAUAUGCACAUCUCAUCAACCAGGACUUUUUUGGAGAUUUACUUGAAGCAUUGAAGGAUUUAACCGGUCACGCUGAGACCGGCGAUGAUGUAGAAGAUGGAGAUGGAGAUGGAGACGAAGAUACUGAGACGACCAGAAACUUGACUCGAGAAGCGCUUCUCUGCAUCAUCACCGCAUUCGCAUUACUCGAAGGUCAAGAUGCUGCGAAAGCCCAGGCAUCACUCAGUCUCGACCUGAGCUACUUCAUCACGCAUUUAUAUCGCACACUUCACGCUCUCUCCCUCAAUCCAGAUAUUGAACUCAGCUCCAAGUCACUUCACCUCCCAGAUCCCAACGACCCUUCGUCUCUCACCACCUCCAAAAACAAGGUCAACAUCCAAACAACAACUGUCCUGCUCCUUCGAUCUCUCACCUCGAUCCUCACCCCCGCUCUAGCAGCCCGAGCAGUUCCACCAUUGCGGAUCGCCGCUUUCACAAAGCAACUCCUUACAUCGUCACUCCACCUACCAGAAAAAUCCUGUCUUGCUAUGGUGGGGCUACUGGGAAAGGUAACGAAGACACACGAAAAGAAAAUCGCAUCUUUGUGGAACACCGAAGAGAGGAGGGGAGAUGGAAUGUUUGAUGCGCUUGGUGGAGAAGUUGAGGGCAGCAAUCCAUUUGCUGCGACGGUGUGGGAAGGAGAGUUACUGCGUAAGCAUUUCUCUCCAGCUGUCAGAGAUGGUGUCAAGGUUAUGGAAAAGAAUAUUCUUGGUUUGAGAUAG